Molecule: messenger RNA, 1820 nt
Organism: Aspergillus ochraceoroseus IBT 24754
Lineage: Eukaryota; Fungi; Ascomycota; Eurotiomycetes; Eurotiales; Aspergillaceae
Product: CDC73 C-terminal domain-containing protein
Exons: 2
Coding region: 87-1484 (465 amino acids)
Biological process (GO): transcription elongation by RNA polymerase II; positive regulation of transcription elongation by RNA polymerase II
Cellular component (GO): Cdc73/Paf1 complex
Molecular function (GO): RNA polymerase II complex binding
Source: RefSeq, a predicted model, not a curated record
AUCCCAGUUCUCUUUCCUCGCAUCCAUUGCCACGUCUAGGCUUAUUGAAGGGUCGCUUGGAGUGUCACCCUGUCCGGUAUCUAACCAUGGCCACCGAUCCCUCGCUCCAAGAUCCACUCCUGGCGCUGCGUCGCGCCAUCGCGUCCGGCAGCUUGCCCACACCAACGACCUCGUCCGAUCUCUCCGAUCAGAAUGCCACUGAUGACCUCGCUAAAGCUACUCAUCUUUUCUUCCAAACGCCUUUACCGCAGUCGCUCGCCUUAAAUACGCCCACACGCUUCGUCUCCAGUUCGUCUGACUCCGCCGUCGACCUGCGCAGUAUCUUCUUCGCGUGGCAGAAGAAAGAUGUUGCGAUUCCCGAGUACAUUGCCUCAGCGCAGGAGCUGAACGAGACACUCAAGCAGAAGGAGCGCAGCGAAGGGGUUCCCGAAGAACAAGUCCUGAAUUUAGUCUUCGUUGAGCGCUUGGAUCUCAUCACCUGGUUGGAAGGCGCCUCGGAUGAGAGUGAAUAUAUCAAACCGCUCGAGGGUGCUGUGGGUGCAGCUGCCUCUGCGGCUCAGGCUCAGGCCUCCGCCAAUAUUGCGUCCGGGACGGCGGGUGUAUCUACAGUUCCAAGUGCUGCUCCAGCCACUGGUACCCAGGCAGGAAAGGGGGGGAAAGUCAUUGAUCCCCGGCUCCAGGAGAUUUACAACGGGGAGCGGAAGAUGGGAGAUCGGAAUAGUGUUCUGCGAGGAAUUAAGCAAACAGACUUCUCGCACGUUCGCAAAGUCGCGGAGGCUUUCCUCGGACGCAAUCGCUCACGGGCGGGUCAAUAUCCCCCAGGCACAAAACCUGGAGCCAAGCCGCACGCUAUAGUCCCUGCCCCAUCGGCUGGUCUCUCUCAGCCUCGGAAAGGCGGCUCCAAAACUCAAGACCCCAUUAUCCUGCUCUCUCCAUCUGCCUCUUCACUUAUCCGCAUGUCGAAUGUACGCUCGUUCCUUGGGGAUGGCGUCUUCGUUCCUCCUGACCACCCCACCCUCGCCAUGCCCAGCGCUUCGAGCAAUAUCCUGUACAUUAACCGCCCACUGAGUGGACUAUCAGACCCCUCCAGCUCAUCGUCGCGUGCUGUUAGUUCUCAGGGCCAGUCACGGAAACCAACUCGUUUCAUUCUCGUGGAUAGCACCGCCAACUUCAAGCCCGACUACUGGCAACGUCUUGUCGCCGUUUUCACAACGGGCCAGACCUGGCAAUUCAAGUCAUAUAAGUGGUCAUCGCCUCCGGACCUCUUCAAGCACGCCACCGGUGUGUACAUCGGAUGGCGCGGUGAAGACGUUCCUCGCGAAGUUCGCGGCUGGGGUCGUGGGGUACGAAGCUUUUCCGUAGAGCGCUGGGACGACAAGGGGGGCGUGAAUGGGUCGGGCCGAUGGCGUGAUCGCGAAGUUGUUGAGGGCAUUUGGACUGUUAUCGAGGAGGGUAUGAAGCAACGGGGAUGGGGAUCCAAGUAAUUAUAUCGAGGUCAUCUCUCUUCUUGCUUUCCCUUCCUUCCCUAGCGUGUCAUACAUUUGCCUCCAACCUUCAUCCUUUCUCAACUUCUUGUCCACACGACCUCAAUUCACAUAUUAUAUUAUAUUAUACCUCUCAAGUGUAUUUCCCAAAAUUUACCCUUUUGCCUUUAUCACAAUGUAUUAGGCGUUAGGGGAUAUGGCGUUCCAAUAUGCAUUUCUUUCAUUUUGGGCGAUACGGAUGAAUGAAUAACUAGAAGCCUGUCUGUGUGUUGUGUUAGCCAUGAAUACAACAAUAACUAGUUAACUAACUACCAAUAAUAACUAUCUUGACAUUGG